AUGACAACAACGACAAGUGCACUUCUACCCUCUUCGGUUGUGACUCCACAAAGUUGUGAAUCUUCUCCAUUUUCUCCAAGAGUUUCAUUUCAACGUUUAACCGUUGGAUCCUUAAUCGAUCAUGAACAAAAUUCUGAAGAAAAUUUUCAUCUUUCCAAUCUUGUUGUCGCUGCUGAUCAACAACACUAUCAUCGUAUUGAGGAUGAAUUUUCACAAAUUAUGAAUUCUGAAAUUGGACGUGAACUUUUCUUUCAAUUCAUUCAGAAAUCAUCUCAUUCGGAACAAAUUGAAUUUUUACAAGACACCAUUCGAUUGUAUCAAGAUAAUGCAUUGUUAUUGACAACAACGACAAAUGCAAACACAUUUCCCAAUUCAGCUCUGUCACCCGUGUCACCGAGAGGAAGAAGAAAUUCAAAUGUGUCCCAUCCUCAUGACACAAAUUCUGCAACUUCUCCAACCACAAAUACCACAACUGUCAACACGACUCAAAUGUCCUUUUCUCAACCAACACAUUCAUUUGUAUAUUUAUCAUCACCAACUGCAGAGGCCAAUACUUCUUCAUCUUCUCUCAGUAGUGGCAGUGGAACGAAUGAGGACACGAAUUGUUCAUCAACAAGUAGUAGUAUCAACACAGCUAAUUCAUCAUCACCCAUGAUAGGAGGUUUGAAGAAACUUGUCAAAUCCAAGUCACGAGCUAAUAGUGCUUCCUCAGAUCCCAAUGACAAGGCAUUUAUUUCGACAUCGGAAAUUUUAAUGAAAUACAAGCAACAACAAUUGCAAAAUAUUCAACAGUCACUACUGCAACAACAACAGCAACAACAAAAUUCGCCUUCAAAUUCUCAACAUGGAACAUUCCACUCACAUAUUUAUGUUGGAUUUAAUUUAUUACAUGUUGAGAAAUUAAUUGACAAAUACAUUUUGGAACAUUCUCCAAAAGAGUUAAAUUUGAAAAGUGCACAAGUCUCAGAAAUUCCUCAUCAUCUCUAUUGCGACAUGUUUGUGAGCGAAGAUGAAUUUAUUGAAAUUUUUAGAGAUUUAAUUAAUGUUAUUAAUUUACAACUUAAAUUGGAGUGUUUCAGAGAUUUCAGAAAAUCUCCAGAAUAUUUGGAAGCAGUCGUGAGUGAAAGUAGCAACGAUGUGAGCAGUGUGACAGGAAUUUUGAGUAGUCAAAGCAAGUAUCCAAUCGACACGAUUGCAACUCCAAGAAGAUUUUUCAAUCGGAGACGACUUUCAGAGAAUGAUCUUUCACAUUUAAGGAAUAAUUCGACUGAAUUUAAUGGACAUGCCUUGUUACUUUCUCCGAGAAGAGAUUCCACAUCAGGUGGUUAUUAUUCUUGGCUGCAACCCAAGUCCAAUGCUCGAUCCUUGUUGAGAAAUAUGAAAAAUCCACUCGAAUUAUUUAUGGUGUUGCACCAUCGGUGA
This is a messenger RNA of Naegleria lovaniensis, 1422 nucleotides long. RefSeq lists its product as uncharacterized. The transcript is spliced from 2 exons. Lineage: Eukaryota; Heterolobosea; Eutetramitea; Acrasida; Naegleriidae. The record is from RefSeq and is a predicted model, not a curated record. Bases 1 to 1422 code for a protein of 473 amino acids.